GGGAUCUUGCGCCCGGCCCGCACGGUGUGCACAGCCCAGCCAAGGACGCAGGGAGGCGCUGAGUUGCGGGGCGGGUGCAAGCGCUGGGGCGGGGUGUUUGCGCCCGAACCCCACCCCUGACUAUAAAUUAGCUCGCCGGCGCCUAGGCUCCAGCACGCUUUCCACCACCCAGCUGCCUCAUCACCACCUGCUUAGACCUUCAUCUUCACGUCGGCUCGAGAUGGACCCAAACUGCUCCUGCGCCACUGGUGGCUCCUGCACCUGCGCCGUCUCCUGCAAAUGCAAAGAGUGCAAAUGCACGUCCUGCAGGAAGAGCUGCUGCUCCUGCUGCCCAGUGGGCUGUGACAAGUGUGCCCAGGGCUGUGUCUGCAAAGGGGCAUCGGACAAGUGCAGCUGCUGUGCCUGAUGUGGGGAGAGCCCUGCUCCCAGAUAGAAACAGAGCAACAUGGACAAACCUGGAUUUUUUUUCAUACAACCCCACCCCAUUUGCUACAUUCCUUUUUCUGCGAAAUGCAUGAAUAAUAAAAGUCACUGACUUUAUUCUGA
Molecule: messenger RNA, 546 nt
Organism: Galeopterus variegatus (Sunda flying lemur)
Lineage: Eukaryota; Metazoa; Chordata; Mammalia; Dermoptera; Cynocephalidae
Product: metallothionein-1E-like
Exons: 3
Coding region: 221-406 (61 amino acids)
Molecular function (GO): metal ion binding
Source: RefSeq, a predicted model, not a curated record